Messenger RNA from Papaver somniferum (opium poppy), 1116 nucleotides. Its product is annotated as GDSL esterase/lipase At5g03980-like. Gene Ontology annotation, molecular function: hydrolase activity, acting on ester bonds. The coding region runs from base 1 to 1116 and encodes 371 amino acids. The record is from RefSeq and is a predicted model, not a curated record. The transcript is spliced from 4 exons. Lineage: Eukaryota; Viridiplantae; Streptophyta; Magnoliopsida; Ranunculales; Papaveraceae.
AUGGUUUCAUUAAUGAAGAACUUGGUUUAUUUUUUUCUGAUGUUUUCCCUUCUCCCUCUUACAAUUACAGCCCGAGAUAAUAAGACAUGCAAGUUUGACGCUAUAUACCAGUUUGGAGACUCCAUAUCUGAUGCUGGAAACUUGAUUCGCGAAGGUCCUGUUGGUGCAAGGUCUUAUGCUGCUCGGUAUCCUUAUGGAGAGUCAUUCUUCCGUAAAGCCACUGGUCGUUGUUCCGAUGGCCUUCUAAUGAUUGAUUACUUCUCUAUGGCUCUUGGUCUUCCACUUCUGAACCCCUAUUUGGAGAGUGGUGUUUCGUUUAGUCAGGGAGUCAAUUUUGCCGUAGCUGGAAGCACGGCACUACCUCCCUCAUUUUUCAGGGAGAGGAACAUUCAUGCUCCUUCUACUGAUAGUCAUCUUAAUGUGCAAUUGGAUUGGUUCCACAAACAUCUCAAUUCCUCCUGCCAUACACUUACUGAGUGUCGAAACAAGCUUCAACAUUCUCUUGUAUUCAUGGGAGAGAUCGGUGGGAAUGACUACAAUUACGCGUUUUUCCAAAAUAAACCCAUGGAAGAAAUUCAUACUUACGUGCCCCAUGUAGUCGGAGCUAUAACCCAUGGUGUUAUGAAAGUCAUCAGAGCUGGAGCUAGACACAUAGUUGUUCCUGGUAAUUUCCCAGUCAGAUGCAUACCGAUAUAUCUCUCUUCAUUCCAUAGCCAAAACAGAAGAGCAUAUGAUGACAUGGGAUGCUUAGUGGGUUUAAAUGAGUUUGCGAAUUAUCACAAUAAUUAUUUAAAGAGUGCGCUACAAAGGCUGAGGCAAGAGUUCCCUAAUGUUGUUAUAGUUUAUGGUGAUUAUUACAACGCAUUCCAAUCGGUCCUUCGUCGGUCUCGUUCCCUUGGUUUUGAUCCGUCUUCAGUGUUGAGAGCAUGUUGCGGAGUCACCGGAGCUCCUUAUAAUUUUGACGGAAGUCGGAUGUGUGGAAGUCCAGGAGUUACGGUUUGUUCCGAUCCUUCUCGACACAUCCAUUGGGAUGGAGUCCAUCUCACACAAGCAGCUUACAGGCACAUGGCAAGUUGGCUCAUUAAUGAUUUCCGUUCAGCUAAAGUCCAAUGUUAA